Culex pipiens pallens (northern house mosquito) is the source of this 5956-nucleotide messenger RNA. RefSeq names its product sterol regulatory element-binding protein cleavage-activating protein (gene SCAP). Gene Ontology annotation, molecular function: sterol binding; protein binding. The coding region runs from base 911 to 5302 and encodes 1463 amino acids. The record is from RefSeq and is a predicted model, not a curated record. Gene Ontology annotation, cellular component: Golgi membrane; endoplasmic reticulum membrane. Gene Ontology annotation, biological process: SREBP signaling pathway. Lineage: Eukaryota; Metazoa; Arthropoda; Insecta; Diptera; Culicidae. The transcript has 8 exons.
AAACGUCAGCCAGCUCAUUCAUUCGUUCGUUCGGUACUUUUUUCGCGAGUUGCCCCGCACAAGUUAAAGAGUGAAAGAACAUUCGGAUUAAUCCGCCGCGAAAUCCAGAAUCGAUUGAUCCGUCCGAGCCGAAAAGUGGUGCCAAAUUGGCACAGUGAAGUUGUUUGUGGGGUGGGAGAUGAUGUGAUUGGCUUUUUUGAAGCUUGAAAGUGGCAACGCAAUUUUCACCAGGUGACGCGUUGAACCCGAGAUUUCUUUCACGGGAUCUCGUUCCUCCUUCAAAGAAGAACAGCAGGAGAAGAAGGAAGAUUCCCGGUUGCUGUCGUGCCUCGCCGUGUUGUGAGCUUCCGAAAAUAUCGGCAAAAUAUUAUCAGCAGCAGAAGCAAGUUAAAGCAAAGGCGGUUCAUUCUGCCGAGUUACAUUACAAGCAGCUUUUGUGAGUCAAUAAAAUUUGAUUGAAACGGAGCAGCGAGCGCUGGACGUCGUCACUUGCUAAAAGGAAGAAAUUAUUCAUGGAAGAAGGAAAUUUGCAGCAGAAAUCACAGAGAGUUGGUAGCGUCGCGUCGCUUCGAAGGUGCAAAUGAAGUGAAGUGAAGAGCCGUCCAAGUUCUGAAACAACAGGACGGGAGUAGCUGCAAGAAGAAGAAGAAGUCCCCGUCCGCGUCCCAAAUGUAUAAUGGAAAUUUUCAUGAGUGUUCCAAGAGUGCUUGUGCGAAACGAAGACGACGACCUGAGUCCCAGAGGACUGAGCUACAGAGGAAGCUGUAAUCGUAACGUGUUUUGACCUUGAAGAUUUCGGUGUGGAAAGAUUUGUGAAGUGAGGAAGAAGGUGCGUGUCAUCGCGUGAACAGCUUAGUCGUGCUGAUUAGACUAAACGACGCAAAUAACCAGUUGAAACCGGACGGCGGCGAUGACCUCGUCGUCCAGCAUCGAUUCCCAGUUUACACCGGGUGGCAACGCUGGCGGUGGUGGAGAUGGUGGCGGAAACCACCGGCGAUCGCCCCCUCUUCAGCAGCAAAACUACUACAGUCAUCACCAUCACCAGCAACAGCACCUGCAGCACUCGUACGGCGGUGCUUUGGUCACCGGUUCCAUGGCAACGACGCCACCGACGACGCCCCCGAUCGGCAAUGGGAAGUUGGGCCAGUCCGGCAUGCCGGCGCCGAUUCCGGCCACGAUUGGCAAUGGGAGUAUCGGUUGUGGUGGGAGUGCGAAACCGGUGAGGACCAUUUCGCGAAAUAGGGCCACCGUGGGCAGGGAUGGCGAGGGGAAGGCGACCUCGACCUCGUUGCCGUCGCGGGUGUCGCAGAUCUACUACAAACAUGGACUGUUCCUGUCCAGCUAUCCGACGUGUGCGACGAGCUUGUCGAUUGCGUUGAUUAUUUUUUGUUGCUACCCUCUGCUGAACAUCCCCCUGCCGGGGACGAUCCCGACCAAGGUGGUCUUUCCGUACACGGAACAGAUCGGCCAGAACCUGCACCUGACGAACGCCAACUCGAGCUCGGCCACGUCGGAGCUGUACAAUCCGUUCAGCUUCAACGGGAACAACAUCUUCAACAUCUACAACAUCAGCGUGGACCCGCCGUUUCCGUGGGCUCGGAUAGAGCCGCUGCUGUACGUGCAGCAGAUCAUCCUGCGGUCGAGCGUGGUACCGUGGACGAGCCGGUACAACGAUCUGCAGCUGACGGACGCUUAUCGGGGGCCGCUGUACGAGGUGUUUAAGCUGAUUGAGAUCGUGCGGAACCACGAGGAUGAGGGUAGUAAAACCACGCUCAGCGACAUCUGCCUGCACGUGGAGAACGUGAAGCGACCGUCGCAGCAGAUGCUCUUCCCGGAGUACAACUGUCUGCUGCUGUCUCCGGCCAACCUGUGGCAGCAAAACAUCCAGAACUUUAACAAGGACAGCAACCUGCUGAACACUGUGUUUGUGAAUCAUAACCUGCAAAAGUCCAAGGUGUCCACCUCGGAGAUGCUGUUUGGCAUCUCGCUGCGCGACACCGGCGUCAAGCGGUACCCGAUGCGGGUCCGCUCCCGCAUCAUCCAGUACGCGGUGACGCUGAUCCUGCGCGAAAACAACCCAACCUUCAUCAACUCCCUCAAGGAGAAGCUCACCCGGACGUACCCGCUGCACCAGCCGGUGGAAGAUCGCCAGCAGCAGCAGCAGGCGAGCCCGCUCGAUCAGUCCUCGAUCAUGUACAUCUUCUACCCGGGCGAGUUCGACUGGAAGGAGUUUCUGCCGCAGUGCAUCGCGAUCUCGAUGCUGUGGCUGUACGUGUAUUACUCGGUGCGGAAGAUCGAGGAGAUCCGAUCGCGGUUGGUGUUGGCGUCGAGUGCGGUGCUGACGGUGCUGGGGAGUUUGCUGAUGUCGCUGGGGAUGUGCUUCUUCUUUGGGUUGACGAUCAGCUUGCAGUCGAAGGGGGUGUAUCCGUACUUGGUGAUCUUGGUGGGGUUGGAGAAUGUGUUGGUGAUCACGAAGAGUGUGUUGACGACGGACAAUAAUUUGGAUGUGAAGAUUCGUGUUGCGCAGGGCCUGUCGAGGGAGGGGUGGUCGAUAACGAAGAAUCUGCUGCUGGAGAUCACGAUCUUGACGAUUGGGUUGUGCACGUUUGUGCCGGUUAUUCAGGAGUUUUGUAUUUUCGCGAUCGUGGGGUUGAUUUCGGACUUUUUCCUGCAAAUGAUGUUCUUCUCGACGGUGCUCGCGCUGGAUAUUAAACGGGUGGAGUACAGUGCGGAGGUGCGUCAGCUGCCGAAGAUGCUUUACUACAACAGUGAUCGUCGGAGUGAGAAGGAAGGUGCGAGGAAUGGCGGGAUUAGUCGAUCGAUGUCGCACCCGAAGCUUUCCGGGUUGGAUCAGAGUUGUGGUGGGGGGCAUGCGAAGAAGAACAGUUUGACGACUUGCGGAAAUGGGAAGGACAAGAAGAUUCCGAAGCGGUUGAGGAUCGUGAACUUUUGGGCGAGGACGCGAUUCGCCCAGAGAGGCUUCAUGAUCUGGAUGGUGCUUUGGAUAUCGAACAUCAUUUACAACUCUGGGUUGAUCGAGUUUAUGAUCGACAAGAAUAUGGAGGCGCAGCGAGCGGCACGAGAGGCUAGUAGGGUGGACAUCCCGGUGAGCGAUAUGCACGAUCUGAGGUCGGCCGACGCAGCAGGUCAUUUGAACCUCAACCACUUUGCCGAUGGAGAGUUGAACAGCGAGCGGACCCCAAACAUCACGGAGCAGUUGAAUCGCCUGAGACACCCGGAUUACGAGACCGUCUACCAGCUGUCCAACUUUCAUUGGUCGUCGAUCCUGAAGCAGUACAACGUUUCGCUCUCCGGACGGUACGUAACGGUUCUUCCCUCGAUCAAGCUAUCGCACGCGGUCAGUCCUCAAAUAGCUCAGAAGCUUCGCAACCCCGACGAGAAAGCGCCGCAUCACUUCCAGUGGAAGGCACUGGCCGCCGCGCUGGAUCCGCUCGACCUGAACGAUGCCGACACCGGAGACGUCCCGAACAUCAACACCGGCAACGCUCCGUUCUAUCCGAAGACGCCGAUGGAGAUCCUGCUUUGUUGCAUGCUGAUCGCCGUCAGUAUCUUCAUGGUCACGUACCUGUUGGUGAUGCUGUACCGCUGUAUGUGCACCCGGAACUACGCCGAAUGGCGAGCCAGCUGGACCGCGGACAGUGAAAACGAGCAGGAACCAAAGCAGGAACAGCGCGUGCUGGAAGGCGUCCCCAUCCAGGUCAACGGUCACAACCACCGCAUCGAGUGUCUCGUAACGGACGGCAACAUGAUCGCCAGCUCCUGUUUACAAGGUCAGGUCAAGAUUUGGGACGUAACCAACGGCGAACUGAUGGCGGAAAUCCACCGGAACAACCACUUUGACAUGCAGCGCAAGGAGGGUCAACGAUCGCCACCCGGACCUGUGCUGAUCAAGGGCGAACCCUCCAACACAAACAUCACCGGAAUGCAGGAAAUCUACCCCGAACAGUCUCCCACCAGCUUCGCCUUCAAGCUUAAAAAGAAACUUCAGUUCAACUUCACCAGCCCGAACCAAAGCCAAGAACCCAAAACCGGCAAAGAUCCGUCCCUGUUUGACUUUGCGGCGCAGUACGAGAAGAACUUUACCAGCGAUCCGGCGAACUCACAAAAGCGACUCAGCAACGGUGGGCUUGGCGCGGAGCUCCGAAACCGCUUCCUCUCGUCCUCCGGUCCAAAUCCGUACUACGAGGCGGCCACCGUGCAGCAGCGACAAAACCACAGCGAAGAAACGUCCCAAAAACCUGGCAGCAGUACGGCGCGCAAGAAAUCCUACCAAACCUCGCCGAUCUGGUGUCUGGACUUUCUGGAUAAUCUCAUCGUGAUCGGGUGCGCCGACGGGCGGCUCGAGUUCUGGGAGGGCACCACCGGCAACUUUAAGGGCAUCUACGAGACGGAGCACACCCGCAACAACGGGGUCACCAACAUCAAGCUGACCGGGGACAAGGUGGUGGCGGCCCGGCUCAGCGGCCGCAUCGACUUCCUCCGGCUUGAAACGUACACCCAGGGUCGGCAGAUCGACUGGGGAUUCACGUCCGCGUACCGGCGCACGCACAUUCGCACCGGUUCGGCGGGUAGCCUAAGCAUGUUACAGCAGCAACCGACCGGUCCGGCCAACGUUCAUCACGCCUCGGAAGAGGAGCUGCGCUGCAUCCUGGAGUUUCACCAGCAGGGCCACCAGAUGCCGGUGACGUGUCUGGAGGUGGCCGGCGGAACCGUCAUGACCGGCAGCAUGGACCACACGGUGAAGGUGUUCCGGCUGGAGAGUCACCAGCUGCAGUACACGCUGCACGGUCACUGCGGGCCGAUCUCGUGUCUGUUCAUCGACCAGUGGCAGGCGGGGAUGGGCGCGUCCGGCUGCCAGGAUGGGCUGCUGUGCGUGUGGGAUUUGAGUAGAGGUGGUUGCAUGUACAAAAUAGAGGCCCACGACGACUCGAUCGUGGCGCUCGCCUGCUCGCCCAGCUAUGUGAUCUCGUUGGGGCUGGACGAGCGGAUACGGGUGUGGGACCGGUUCCAGGGCCAGCCGCUGACGACGAUGACGGUGAGCCACGCAUACUCGGCGCUGGUGAUGCUGACGCCGUCGCUGCUGGUCACGGGGAAGCCAGGAUCUCUCAUCGUGUGGGACGUCCGGACGGGGGAAGCGGUCCGCGAGGUCAAGCUCGACUGCUCCAACUCGCAGCUCAGCCCGAAGAUUAUGCUGCCGGCGUGCGGGUCCAUCAUCUGCGACUACGGCAACCAGAUGCGCAUCGUGCGCUUCCCGCUCGUUGCCGCCGACAAGUGCGAGUAGGACGGCGAUAAUCCGAAGAGAAGAAAAGUACUCAAAAUAACAGUAGUAGCAAACCCAGGAAUUUGGAAACUAAAGAUAUACUAACUAGUGUUUAGGGAUUUUAGAUUAACGCUGCGAUUUCGUUUGACGCAAACACACCACCUAAGAGAAAACCUAACUUAUUAAGUCACCGCUCAGUUUGUUUUAGCUAUUAUUUAUUUGCCCUUAGCUAGGAGGAGAUUUCCGUUGUUUGUCGCUUUAAGAAAAUUGUUGAACACGUUGAAGGAUUCGCUUGUAGCUCUCUAAGCGCGCGCGUUAGAAAACCCACUGUUCUUUCGGUUAUUUAUUUAGUGUUACGAACCAAGUUCUAGGACUGUGAAAAUAGGGCUAAAAGGAAACAAAUAAAAAGUGCACGUGGAAAUAAAGGUGUCCUUACUACAAGUUUCGGAGAAACAAUGCAAAACAAAACUGCAGAAAACGUUCAAAAAUGGGAAAACUAAAAAUUUCAGUAGAUUGUAACGUAGUUUUUAAUCACACAAGCAAAGCAUGCAUGCAGCUCAUUACUCAAAAUCAAUUCAAAACAAACGAGAAGGCCUUUCAACUAAUGCAAAGUGGAACAUUGAAACAUCUACCUUACAGCAAGAUUAACAAAUGCAACAGAAAAAUGGAAAAUAU